Drosophila innubila is the source of this 1777-nucleotide messenger RNA. RefSeq lists its product as uncharacterized. Lineage: Eukaryota; Metazoa; Arthropoda; Insecta; Diptera; Drosophilidae. The transcript is spliced from 3 exons. The record is from RefSeq and is a predicted model, not a curated record.
AUGUCAAUCGGGGGUGACACAAAACAAGAAAAAAGGCGCGAACUGCGUCUAAAGCGAUUCUGGCGCUCGCCAAAGACAACAUCCUCGGACGAUUCAACUGGCUAUGAGAGUCCAACCCGAACAAAGCCCGCCAGCAGCGAUGCACAGCGUUUCAAUCAUCUGCACUACACGAGCCUCUCCCAGGGGUCCGGUACCACCUCCUCCUCGACUGCAGCGAAUGCAACAUCUGCAACAGGAAACGGAGGUGGUGGUGGAGGGGGUGGCGCCACAACGUCAACAAGCAACAAGCCAUCAUGUUCGCUGCCACUGUUGCAAGUGUGGCCCAGUCAGGAUUCACCACGCGGCGAAGCGGACGGGCAAUCCUUUAUCUUUCCCGCCAUUGUGGAGACGAGUGUGGGCAGCACAAAUGCCCCAUCCACAAGCAGCAGCAUCGGGAACAACAACGACAGCAACUCAACCACCAGACGCAGCAACAAUCAUCUGACACUGAGCACGGAUCGUCGCAGCUCCCUCUACUGUGAUACACUGCACGCGGGAGAUUCGGGGAUAGACUCAGUGCAGGCAUCGCCGUCGCCAAAUGCGUUUGUCGCUCCGCCGGGGAUCCUUGGUCUGCCCAGUGGACAGACGGGGGGCGGGUCGUGUCACGUGUCGCCGACGAGCACGCCCACGCAGGGAUCGCCGAAUCUGUCGCUGGGCCGGAGACACAUGAGGAACAGCAUCUGUGUGGUGCCCGGCGAUGGAGCGGCCAAUUAUCGACGUAAAUCGAGUGCGUUGCUGCAUCCGGAUCAUGCCCGUCUCUUUGCGCUGAGGAUGAAGCAUGCAGCGGCGUUGGAACGGGCGCAGACAUCGCCAGAUCAGACAUCCAUAGAGGAUGCCAAUGAGUUUCAUGACAACGGGCUGGCCACCAAUAUGCGCUUGUGCUCGGCCUCGUCGUCGACGACGUCGUCGCUGACAUCCGUGGCAGCAGUCAGCCUGGGCGGAGGUGUGGCAGCUGCUGGCUGUGGCAGCAGUGGCGGCAUUGCCACCGCCAGCAGCGGUGCCUGCUCCUCCUCCGCUUAUGCUGUCGGCGCCGGGGGCGCACAGCAGCGCGUCUCCGAUCCCUGGCUGCAGCCACAGUCCGACCGUGACUCGCGGCACGACGGACGCCAUCAACACGAUGGACGGCGCCGUUCCUCGACAAUGACCGCCCGCUAUUCGCUAUUCGAUGCACUCGAUCUGGAGUACGUGCUCCUCCGGGCGGCGGCUCGCGGCUCUGUGGGUCCCUACUCGCUCAGUGAGUCCAUACACAAGCUGACCUUCACCCAGUCGCUGGCAUUCCCAGCUCUAGCCCGCGGAUUGGCCACCAAGCGCCGGAGAUCGGCAACGCACACCAGUUCCAGGCCGCUGAAUCCCCAUGAAUCGGGCUUGAAUACUUGCGCCAAGGUUGUCACCGCUGUGAUCCUGGUGGCCAUCUCGUUUAUGGUCUUUUUGAUAGUAUACAAGUUUGUGCGCACGUGAGGUUUGCUCCUGGCCCCGACGCCAGACUUCUCCGUCACAUAUCAGACGAGCACGAGCUAUGAGCCGGAUGUCAGUUCAUCCUCCGCAUCCUCGUCCUCGUUCUCAUCCUCAACGACGGGUCGCAGUCUGGGCAAACAUUUGUCGGGGUUCAGGAGCCAAUUAGGACUCAAACAGUCGGACUUUCAGUAAAAGUCAGUCGGAAAUUGUUAAAUGCGGUAACGAAAAAUUUGUGAUAAACUUUUCAAAUGACAAGCAAAUUUCCUCACACACACACACUCCA